This is a messenger RNA of Pipistrellus kuhlii (Kuhl's pipistrelle), 1903 nucleotides long. It is a transcript of the gene RAD51B, whose product is annotated as RAD51 paralog B. Gene Ontology annotation, molecular function: ATP-dependent DNA damage sensor activity; DNA binding; ATP binding. Gene Ontology annotation, biological process: double-strand break repair via homologous recombination. The record is from RefSeq and is a predicted model, not a curated record. Bases 145 to 1197 code for a protein of 350 amino acids. Lineage: Eukaryota; Metazoa; Chordata; Mammalia; Chiroptera; Vespertilionidae. The transcript has 11 exons. Gene Ontology annotation, cellular component: Rad51B-Rad51C-Rad51D-XRCC2 complex.
UUUCCCACGACGACGACCCAAUCAGCGCUUAGGUUGUUGCUUUGCAGCAUUUUCCGCGGGGAACUGAGUGAUGGGUGGGGGAAACUUUGAAAGUUGGAUGCUACAGACCCGGUGUGUUUUCCUCACUCCCCCACAUAUGGAGUCAUGGGAAGCAAGAAACUGAGACGAGUGGGUUUAUCACAAGAGCUAUGUGACCGUCUGAACAGACACCAGAUUGUUACCUGUCAGGACUUUUUAUGUCUUUCCCCAUUGGAGCUUAUGAAGAUCACUGGCCUUAGUUAUCGAGGUGUCCAUGAACUUCUGUGUGUGGUCAGUAAGGCCUGUGCCCCACGGAUGCAAACGGCUUUUGAGAUAAAGGCACGGAGGUCUGCUGUUGUCUCGCCAGCAUUCUUACCUACAACUCUUUCUGCUUUGGACGAAGCCCUGCAUGGCGGUGUAGCUUGCGGAUCCCUCUCAGAGAUUACAGGUCCACCAGGUUGUGGGAAAACUCAAUUUUGUAUAAUGAUGAGUGUUUUGGCCACGUUACCCAUCAACAUGGGAGGAUUAGAAGGAGCUGUUGUGUACAUUGACACAGAAUCAGCAUUUAGUGCUGAAAGACUGAUUGAGAUAGCAGAAUCUCGCUUUCCCAGAUAUUUUGAUACUGAAGAAAAAUUACUUUUGACAAGCAGUAAAAUUCAUCUUUAUCGGGAACUCAGCUGUGAUGAAGUUCAACAAAGGAUUGAAUCCUUAGAAGAAGAAAUUAUUUCGAAAGGAGUUAAACUUGUGAUUAUUGACUCCAUUGCUUCUGUGGUCAGAAAGGAGUUUGAUACACAACUUCAGGACAACAUGAGAGAAAGGAACAAGUUCUUGGCAAGAGAAGCAGCCUCUUUGAAAUAUCUGGCUGAGGAAUUUUCAAUCCCAGUUAUCUUGACGAAUCAAAUUACAACCCAUCUGAGUGGAGCCCUAGCUUCUCAGGCAGACCUGGUGUCUCCAGCUGAUGACUUGCCCCUGUCUGAAGGCCCUUCUGGAUCCAGCUGUGUGACAGCUGCGCUCGGCAACACCUGGAGCCACAGUGUGAACACACGGCUGAUUUUCCAAAGCCUUGGUUCAGAGAGAAGACAGAUUCUCAUCGCCAAGUCCCCGCUGGCUCCCUUCGCCUCCUUUGUCUACACCAUCGAGAAGGAAGGCCUGGUUCUUCAAGGCCAGCAGAGGCCAUAGGGACACUGUGACCUUUGUGUGGAGCUGAUGGGGGCGUGAUUUGUGAAAUGAAACAGGACUGUGCUGCCUGGAAGAAGGAAACGGAAGCCUUCCUAAUGGGGAUUAAUUAGUUGAUUGCUGCUGAGAUGGUAACAGAAUUGCCCUCGUACCACUGCGCCAGCCAUCGCAGACCUGGCAGGGAAGGUGAAGACGGAGGAGUCUUUGUUCCGGCCCCUAGAUGCAUGGGGCUGUGGGCCUUGCCGCCAUGGGAUGUCAGCAGCCAUAAUAAUAAUAAUUUGCACUUACAUAGGACCUUUCAACCAGGCACCUCAAAUCGGUUUAACCACAUUAAUUAAUUAAAGCCCACAAUCCCCCUGGGGAGAGGAGGAGGAGGACUAACAGGAUUUGUAAUUACAGGAGGGAACAUUUCCGAAUAAAGUAUUGUUCACUAAAUAAAAAGAGGAUGUGUACAAGAAUUGGGAUCGCCAAAGAGUGACCGAUUCAGAAAUGAAAUCAUGGAAGGGUGGGGGUUAGGGGCAUGAGCUCAGGGGUCUGUUCUUGUGUCAGAGGGAGGUCGACGGGCUCAGAAUUCACUGACAGGUUUGGAUCCCACUGAGAAGCGGAACAUGUACGGUGUUAGUGGCAUUUGGAAGGUCAUUAGCGGUGCAACUAUUGUGGUGUAAAUGCACGUUUCACUAAUAAAUUGUGUAUAGCCCCGCAGAACAAA